GAUGUACGAACAACCAAAAAAGAAGCUCACCACUCAGUGCGAGAACAAACUUUUACGCGAGCUCAUCAUCGUCUCGGUCGUAUUCUUCACAUUCGUCGUGUCGUUGUCCGUCAGAGGAUCGUGAAGUGCAUUUUCCCGAAAAAAUUUACUACUCCAAAUUUCGGUCGGUUUUUUCGCUUUGGCUUUUCGAAUUCCGCGAUGCGAGGAAAGAAAUGACACAGGAUUAGUUGGAUUCGGCAUUAGUUUUUGUGUUUCUCUUGAUUCGGGGGAGUUUUCGCGUUUUUUCCGUCAGCACCAGUGACAGCAAGCAAGAAGAAUCGAGUGAGGAAAAAAAAGUGUGGAAGAGGCGUAGCGCAAGUAGAAGCAGAACGACGGACGGAAGGAACAGCAAGCGAGUGUGUGGAAGGAACGCCUCGGAAAAUCGGGAAACAAGCAGAAAAAUAGAAGAUUGUGAAGAUGUACAGUAAAAUGAAUGGAUAUCCAUCAUCUACAUUCAGGUCGAGUGGCGGCCGACUGUGGGGAAUGUCGCACUCGCUUCCAUCAGGAAUGUCGAAUUAUGCAUAUGGGCAGGAUUCAGAUUUCUCCUAUUCGUCGCGACCCCGAAUGUUUGACAUGCCUUCGAGUAGCACGUUCGGUGGCAACGCGCCGCAAACAUCGUCGUCGAGCACAAGUUCACUGUCCGGAAUGAACUUCGGCACCGGCAGCAACAAUGCGGGAACCAAUCUGAUCGUCAACUAUCUGCCCCAGGACUUGACCGAGCGCGACCUAUACUCGAUGUUUUCCACCAUGGGCCAAAUCGAGACCUGUCGGAUCAUGAGGGACGUUAAGACCGGUUACAGUUAUGGAUUCGGUUUCGUGAACUUCCUGUCCGAAGAUGCGGCACAACGCGCAAUCAGAUGUUUGAAUGGCUACUCCGUUCGGAAUAAGCGAUUAAAGGUUUCAUAUGCAAGGCCACAAAGCGACGACAUCAAGGAAACAAAUCUUUAUAUCACAAAUCUUCCACGAACAAUAACUGACGAACAGUUAGACAUUAUUUUUGGUAAAUAUGGUACCAUAGUACAAAAGAACAUCUUGCGAGAUAAACUGACUGGCUUUCCGCGAGGCGUUGCGUUCGUGAGGUUCAAUAAGAGAGAAGAAGCCCAGGAGGCGAUAUCAGCGUUGAACAAUGUAAUACCACAAGGUGGUACACAACCGCUGAUCGUUCGAGUGGCGGAGGAUCAUGGACGGGCAAAGGCUGCUCUCUACGUUCCUUCAUAUAACUCAAUAGUACAUAACAACCGAGCAAUUCUUCCACGGCAAAACUCGAUGAAGUAUAACGACAGAUCUAGCGGGCUAAUGAAAUCACAUCAUUCGCUAAUUUUUUACUAGCUUUAACCUUCAGACGAUGCUGUGCAUAUAUCGAUGAACCCUUUCUAUAGUUGGUUUAGUUAAAAACUCUAAUGGUUGCAAAAUUCGCGUUGUUCAUGAUAUAAAUAUAACAUUUCUUUACCCGUCGCCGUAAAAAAUAAAUCAAACAAAUUACACACAAGCGACAGUAAGAACAAACAAACCAGGUUAGUUAAUUAAAUAAGUAGUAAACAAGUUACGCCUCUAUUCAGCUAGCAAAAUCAAAACUUUGAUCCGCUCUCCUCCGUCAGUAGUUAUAAAAAAAAUCCCAUAAAAUAGACUAAGAAAAAUUCAAAACCGCCGGCGCUUCCAACUUAACAUCAACAUUUUCGCAAGCAGACAGCAUUUAUCGCACUUAUAAAAACAGUUGUUUUUUUAUAUUUUAGCUUGUUAAAAAUAGUAGAUAAUAAUUUAUUUUUGAAGCCAUAACAAAACAUUACUCUAUCGUUAUUUUGAUAUUUGUUUUGUAUUAGCUCGUUUGACCACUUAAAUUACGGAAGUGACUGUAAACCGUUCACUGCGAUGUGAUUUUUUCAAUAUAAGACAUAAAUAAUCAUACCUCAUCAUUCCCUCUUCUCCUACUAAAAAUGAACAUAAAAAUAUAUGAAAAGAAAACGAAUUAGAACAUCGUAGUUAAAAAUCUAUAACGAAAAAAAAAUGAGAGCCUAUAUUGCAAUAGUUUUAUUAAAAUCGAAUCAGAGUCUGAAGACACAUGAAAACACUGUACAUUCGUAUGAAUUGACCCUAUAAAUGACUACUGUAUUGAGAAAUUUACGUGUCUUGUAUUCCAUAUUCUUACAAAACAAAACAAAAAUGCUACAUAGUAUAUUUAUGAAUUUUAGCGUUUCCUACCACAUCAAUAUCCUAUAUAUUUAUAUUUAUCGUGUGUUCGACAUGUAAAACCAAAGUUGAAAAGAGUGUUAGAAAAAGAUGAUUAUUGAAAGAUUAGCAAAUAAAAUGAUAAUUUACGUUAGUUUCCGGUGAUGACUGAUUGCCGUCAUGAAAAGUUUUUGAAGAACGAACUGUAGUUGACUUUGAGUAAAUAUAUGGUUCAAACAGUGAGAGAACCAACUGUACAGUUCAUAAAUUGAUACCACUUUUUGAUUGAUUGAUACUUUUCUGUUUUACAAGUUUUUAGAUCAAUUCUCAAGGAUGAAUUAAGAUAACACAUUUGUUUUUUUUUAUGGUCAUAAAUUUAUCAGAAAUCUAAGUUAUACUCUAAAUUGAUUGAAUGCAAAUAUUUUCAAAAAAUAAUACAAGGAAUUCAUAUUUUAUAAAACAAUCUAAAAACAUUGUUUUAGAAAAGUUUAUUCUGAAUUAAAAAACCUGAAAUGAUCAGCUGAAUACUGUGCCUAUCAACUGAUAUAGCCACUCUGGAACACCUACCACAGGUGCCGCCGCGGUCCCCUUGGAGCCACUUCUGAUUUACAACCGAAACAAGUCGUACGACGUAUAUCUUGAAUGACUGUGAAUUAUGCAUAUGUUUUCAUAAACUUGAUUCAUGAUUCCAGUGUAUUGCGCGUUUCGCCGCGCCGUAGAUUCUCGCGCAAAAAUGUGCAAAAUCACUCAUAGAUCGUCGCCAGUACAUCAAAUCAUAUUUGUGUCUUCCUCAAUAAAUGCGGAAAUCACCCAAGGAUUAACCGCGCAGAACAUACCGGAUCGAUAAAAUGCAAUUGCGCACAUCUAUUAGCGUUUUCGGAUAGCUUUGCGCGAUUUUUUUUUUUUUUUUUUUUUUGAUACGGAUAAUACAUGCUUCAUAAUACAGCCAUUCCAUAGAAAAACGAUAUAGUGCAACUCCGAUUGUCGUGAAACUUGGCGGGUUCGAAGUUCUUCGAAUAAAAUUAGACCCGUAUUUUUUCUAUUUCGUCAUUAGGGUGUUUCCUUUUUUUUGAUAGAUUGAAAAAAAAAACAGUGUGAUUAUUAGGCGCUGUCCAUAUGCUUCGUAUUUUGGGUAAUCUCAGAUUUUGCGCAAACACCUAAAAACUGUACACCUUUCGUCAAAGCGGGUUUCCUGGACUGCGCUGUUCAUGACUGUACCGUAAACGGAAAGAUCUAGAAGUGUCUACAGAAGCAUAUGUUUUCUCAAUAAAAGCAACACGAGGGCCCUACCAUCCCAGUAUAGUGUAUGAAGGUUUGAAAAGGAUCGGUCAUCUAGGUAAUUUUCUACAGCGUUGCAAUUGCGUUCUACGUGAUGCAGUUUGAGACACCCUUUAGAAAAACACGUUAAUGUUUAGAACCGCGUCAAUAGUGAUCAACGGAACUCCUCGAGAUGCUUCAAAGUCUUUGGCGUUGGUAGUUGAUCACAUCCUCGUGGCGAUCCGGAUGAGGGCACUCAUCCGGAUGAGGGCACUGCAGUGCACUGCUUAGACGUGUCUAAUGACCAUAGUGAUUUGCAGAACACAUUACGAUUCAGGGACCGUGUCGGAUGUGUCGGAUAGUCCACAUAGACCACAAAGAUAUGUCAGCAGAUUCCUUUGGAAUAAACGCUCUGGAAAGAUACACCCUAAAACAAAAGUACACAGCGAAUGAGUAACUUGCGAAAAGACAAAGAAUUUUUCACUCAUAUUAGCGUACGACUGGAUCAACAUAAAAAAUGUAUGAAAUUCAAAUAACUCAACGUACAUAUGUACAGAUGGGUAAAUUAUUGGUCAAAUUGGGAAAAAAUCCACAGCUCAGGUGAGAUUUGAACUCACGACCCUUAUUCGCUAGACAAGUGCUUUACCAACUAAGCUACCGAGCCAAUUAAUGACCCGGCAACUUAGUUGUCAUAAGGUUCAAUUCUAAUCUCAUCGAUCUAUAUCAUCUCCCCCUAAACCGCAAAUAUAACCAUCUCUGUUGUACAUAUGUA
Molecule: messenger RNA, 4234 nt
Organism: Aedes albopictus (Asian tiger mosquito)
Lineage: Eukaryota; Metazoa; Arthropoda; Insecta; Diptera; Culicidae
Product: protein sex-lethal
Exons: 6
Coding region: 457-1368 (303 amino acids)
Biological process (GO): positive regulation of mRNA splicing, via spliceosome
Cellular component (GO): spliceosomal complex
Molecular function (GO): RNA binding
Source: RefSeq, a predicted model, not a curated record